Messenger RNA from Musca domestica (house fly), 1146 nucleotides. It is a transcript of the gene Cks85A, whose product is annotated as cyclin-dependent kinases regulatory subunit. Gene Ontology annotation, cellular component: SCF ubiquitin ligase complex; cyclin-dependent protein kinase holoenzyme complex. Gene Ontology annotation, biological process: regulation of mitotic cell cycle. The record is from RefSeq and is a predicted model, not a curated record. The transcript is spliced from 3 exons. Gene Ontology annotation, molecular function: histone binding; protein kinase binding; cyclin-dependent protein serine/threonine kinase activator activity. The coding region runs from base 419 to 742 and encodes 107 amino acids. Lineage: Eukaryota; Metazoa; Arthropoda; Insecta; Diptera; Muscidae.
UUAGAAAAAUUCCCUAAAUGGUCAGAAUUUCAAAGUUCAGUGACAUAUGCGUAUUGAUAUGUACUAUAAAUGUACAACUUACCUUAAAUAUCCCAAAUAUAUCUGCUCCGCACAGUAUUCGGCAACAUAUCCUACAAUGGCAUUUAAAUGAAAAGAAUUUCCAGCACCACAACUCUUCAACUUUUGCUCCGUUCAUUCAUUGUUGUGUAGCUAAUGGUGUUUCUGCUGCAGUUGGUUUGGAAAACUUGCAAUAUCGAAAAAGCUAUCAUCGAUAUCACUUUUUAAAUAUUGUAUCGGCACUAUCGAUAUUAACACCGAUAGUUUGUCACCUCUACAGAUGAAGCAACAGCAACAAAUAAUAACAACUCCGCAGUAAACAAUAAAUUAAUUACUUGAAUUUCUGAAUUACUUGCGCAAAAUGUCAGCCGAUCAAAUACAAUAUUCCGAGAAAUAUUUCGAUGCUGUCUAUGAAUAUCGACAUGUUAUUCUCCCGGCAGAAUUGACCAAACUUGUACCCAAAUCCCAUUUGAUGACAGAGACUGAGUGGCGUAAUUUGGGUGUUCAACAAAGUCCUGGCUGGGUACACUAUAUGAUGCAUGCACCGGAACCACAUGUGAUUUUGUUUCGACGACCACGUACAGACUUGCCUGAUCCUGCUUCAACGACAUCGGCCGCUGCGUCGGGCACAUCCAACAACCCGGAUGCCUCAAAGAUCACCAAUAACGUUUCAGUUCAAGGUUAGACGGAUAACCUUUUCUUGCAUCCUGAUGUCUGCCAUUUAAUUAAAACAAAUCAUUUUAUGUGUGUUUUUUUUUUCUUCUUCAGUUCAUAAUGCGUUUCCAUGUUUUUUUAUUCAUUUAGUUGUGUUAAGUUUUUUUUUUUUGUACCAGAUCUUACCUCAUUUUUUUGUAUUUGAAUAUGCAUUCACAUUGGUAAACCUUUUAAGUUAGUUAUUUUUAGUACACAAUGGAAUUAAUCCAUUGAAAAAAAGAACUCCAUAUACCUACAUACAUAUACCUAUACGAGAAAUUAAUUUCUAAAAAAAUGAAAAAUUCCAGUUCAUCUGGAAAGAAUGUAAUUUUGUAAUAUGUAGAUGUAAAAUUGUUUUUAUAAAAAAAUCUAAUAAAAAGAUAUAAAAAAAUUAAA